Rhipicephalus sanguineus (brown dog tick) is the source of this 648-nucleotide messenger RNA. RefSeq lists its product as uncharacterized. The transcript has a single exon. The coding region runs from base 1 to 648 and encodes 215 amino acids. NCBI's taxonomy places the organism in Eukaryota, Metazoa, Arthropoda, Arachnida, Ixodida, Ixodidae. The record is from RefSeq and is a predicted model, not a curated record.
AUGGAAGACCACAUUCCAACAGAGGAGCUCGCGUCUGAAUACGCCGCAGCAGCAGACUACGAAGACCAAGCGGUAGCGACACUUGCACGUCUACAGUGCCGAAUCGAGGACAUCAACAACGCGCAGAGAGCCGUCGACGCUGGAAAUCCAGCAAGUACCGUCCAUGCUCCUACGAAUGUCGGCAAUGCACAUAUUGGACCCCGCCUACCUCGACUGGAGAUCAAGCCUUUUAACGGAAACAUACGGGAGUGGACGGCUUUCUGGGAGCAGUUUGAAGGCACCGUGCAUUCAAAUGCGACACUAAGCGAGACGGACAAGUUCCAUUACCUUCGGAAUUACCUGAGAGGAGAAGCUGCUGCAGCAAUCGCUGGAUUUGCGACUACAAGCGCAUGCUACGGAAAUGCAGUUCAGCUACUAAAAGACAGAUAUGGGGAUAAACGGCAAAUAGAGCAACAUCACCUACGAGCCUUGAGAGACAUUCGAUGCGUGAGACUGGCGUCUGACGUACAACAGCUGCGCACUCUAUACGACCAAGUCCAGAUGAACAUGCGUGGUCUCGACGCUCUCGGGGUGCCGACAAGCAGCUUUUCUGCGAUGCUCUAUGACAUUCUACUGAAAGCACUGCCGCAAGAGACCAGCGCCGUAUAA